Amoebophrya sp. A25 is the source of this 3183-nucleotide messenger RNA. The record is from the annotation of a GenBank genome assembly. Lineage: Eukaryota; Dinophyceae; Syndiniales; Amoebophryaceae.
AGGUCAGGGUUUACAGUUUGACGAUAUCUAUGGAAGAGAUAGGACGAGCUGAAAAUCAUUUUUCUGAUUCUUCCCGAUUUUACUUGACUUUUACCGACGUAAAAUAGAGGACUUUCCCUCAUUGUGCACUGACUCUAUGUGAAUACCCAUAAGGUGCACUCCCGAUCUCUCUUGGAGGAAAACUAGCUAUAAUUGAUUCCCACACGUUUUGGAUGAAUAAGAGAUAGCAGCUCGACUAGACACGCAAAGUUUUUUGUAUCUUGCUUUUGGUUGAUAAGCGUGUUCUCGUGUUGUACAUAUUUUUUGCGUUGAUUAUGACCUGUUAAUGGAGCCAAAGCCAUCUUCACGAUUACAUGAACAUAACUAAGAAGAGAAAAUGUCGUUAAUGAUCGUGCUACCAUCUUCGGAUGCAUAAGGAGCGCCUUCCCACGACGGAACUAUGACUUGACAGGGUAUUGGCGAUCUGUGACUUGACAGGGUCCAGCUGUUCCGCGAACUGUGACUUGACCGGGUCUUGUAGAGCUGUUCGCACGAAUUGUUAGUUGACGGGGUCUUGGCGAACUGAGUGUGACCUGUCGAAGGGUGACUUGUCCGAACUGUGACUUGUCGAAGUGUGACUUGUCCGAACUGUGACUUGUCGAAGUGUGACUUGACCGAACUGUGACUUGUCGAAGUGUGACUUGUCCGAACUGUGGCUUGACCGAGCUGUGACUUGUCGAGCUUGCCUGUGGCUGCAAGUCGCCUUGACGCUGGAGCUAUUACCUUAUCAGCUUCCACAGUCAUGACGGGCAGUAAGAAAGGAAAUUCGCCGCAGAAACGCGGGAUGCUGUUUGCAGAGAGAAGAGAUCCCACACUAAGUCGAUCUUCCUCAUUCUCUAUGGGUGGGAGGUAUCCACGGGAAAUAGACAAGCUGGCAUCCAAUAAUCCUUUUUUCCAACAGGGGACGCAUCGAGCAGAGUAUGGAGAGGAGUUACUCACUCACGCGAGAGGUUUUGAUCGAGCUUCGCAGGACGCUCUAAGAGCACAAGGAAGGCAAUGGAAAGCCACGCCAGGGCCGGGAGCGUAGUUUUUAUGUUUGCUUUCACGCAUGUAGAGAAGGCAACUCUUUUUUGGUUCAAGGUUUACCUGAUUAUGUUUGCUUUCACGCAUCAAACUUCGACGAAGAAGCAUCUUCUAAAUGUAAAUCAUGAUAUUUUACGAAGAUCAUCAGUCGCUUUAUAGCCAGGUUUCCUUAUGCAACUUCUUUCCUGGGCAGCUGCUCCGGAGAACUUGUCGAGUUGGGGCUGUGAAGACAGCUUUUAUGCAGGAUCGAUUAGAAAAGACAGUUCUCCUCCCCUCUUUCCAGGUAUAGAACGCAGCGGGUCAUAGGAGAGACGCAGUUAGGCGAUAAUGCGAGUAUUGCAGCAACAAGGAUAUACAAGGAGCCAAGCUGGCAAUUUGGCAAAGGUCCAAUGUGCACUUACAUGCGUGACCAAGCAGGAACUAGCUGGAAUUCUCCGGGACCAGGAUCGUAUACGAAAAUUAACCGCAGCAUAUUUAUAUGUGGAAAUAUUUGAUUACUUGACUUACUCGACUUGUUUGCGAAUUACCUACAACCCGAAACUCAGAGGUGAUAUUUUUUCCAAAAAACCUCCACCUCGUCAUUACCAGAUAUCGUACAUGGAGUCACUUCGUCCCGGAAGGAAAACAAGUGCCUAGAUUCACGAGUCCGGCGGUAUCGCAGGACGAAAUGUGUUCACCGAACUUACCACGCUCGAUGAGCGUCACAAUACCAAUAAAGUAUUGUUUCGUGUGUGUUUUCUCGAUGAGAAAACGUCCAUACCUGAUUACUUCGCUGCCGCUAUUCAUAUUAUCAAGUAAAGUCUCUAUCUGCAGAAUUUUUUUAUCGUUGAGCAAGAGAGAUCAAUGUAGAAAAAUAUUGUCCGAUGAACCUUCAUCCCACCCAACAGGACCGUGAACGAUACGGACAGGCUAGCAAGUUGCAAUCCGCUCUUCCCUAAUGGAACACAUCGGGCGAAUUAUGGCGAGACUUUCCUGACAAAUGGGAGAAUACGCGAUGACAAAACCAUCGACGCUCUGACAGCGCAGGGACGUCAUUGGAAGCAGACUCCGGGUACAUACAUUUUGUUCCUAAAGUUAGAAGGACUAGCAGGCCGAGUAUUCCAUCCACUUGUGGAUGGUGCACUUAUAGUUUUCCUUCGCUCUCCAAGUAAAGUUAGAAUUUCUUAACGCGCAUAAGCUGAAAUAGUGGUUAGAAAUGAAAACGAACAACGCACUUCGUGCGUAGAAGAGCAGCUGAUGGAGAAAGUAGACUCUUCUGUUGUAAUACUUUGGAUUUUUCUACUUCUACAACAACCCAGGUGCCGGCACUUACCGAACACCUGUUGCUAUUGCGGAUCCCGGUGUGAAUAUCGUUGCAGGCGAAACUAAACUCGAUCGUAACCGCAUUUACCAUGAGCCAGCCUGGAAAUUCGGCACUGGUGCGCAGAUCGCUUUCGAUACCAUGCCUGGCGUCGUUGUGGAUAGCCCAGGGCCGUGCGCAUACUCUAAGUAUGUUGACAUUCAGUGAUUACAUGGCUGACAUCUUCAUCAAUCGCCCCGCGAGAAAGAUGUAUACUUGAUAUUAGCAUGCCAAUGUGGUUGAUGUAUUCUUACACAUUAACGCGGGUUACUAGAAGUAGGAGAAGUGUUAUUUUUUGAUACUUUCUCUGUCACCUGGAUCUGCACAAUCAUGAACAAUUAUACAAAAAAUGGACACAACUGUUACACGAUACUCUCAUCUCUUGAAUCUUUCUUGAAUAGACACUCUUUCUCUCUCUUUCUUGAAUAUUUGCAUACACGACCAUAGCAUAAAUGAACAUGUGCCUCCGAGUGCCUCCGAGCACCGAAAUCAACAUGACUCUUGUUUUAUUCAGCUGAAAGUCAACACGCGAUACGACCACAUCAACAUUUAUCAUGAUGCACAGAAGGACGAGGUGUGCACAGCUACGGUAAGGUCGUAAAAUUCAUCGCGCAUAGUGGCUUUCAUGGACAACUGUUUGCACUUUCUAAUUUCUUGGGCUAACUGUGACUUCAGAUCACUGGAAAGUGAAUUAAUAAAUGCAAGGAAAGGCAACCCGUCUCGCAAUGCAUCUUGAAUAACGUUGUACCUGCAGUAGACCCCAGCAUGCGAAUUUUUACCUA